UCAGUCUAGCGGUAGCUACAUGUCAAUGCAUGUCCACGGACAGAGAGAGAAAUAAUAGAAAAGACGGACCGUACAUAAUUUCGAGAUAAAUAUAGAAACAUCCCUAUGGAAAGACACGGAUCCAGACACAGACGAGAAAAGGAAACAACUGGACACGGUGUAGUAGAGGACGGUGACGAGGUUUGUUUGCCAGCUAUCUGUCUGCUACGAUCAGGGAGGGGGCGCAGGGAGCUCUGUUGUUUUCGUCGGUUUAGCUAGCUGAACACACAACUAGCGAACUAAGCAAGGUAUGCUAGCUACCUAACAAAUUUCAUUUUAGCAAAUAUCUUGCUUAGUUCGCUAGCUGUAUGUUGGUUUGACAUACUGCGAGUGAGGUUGUCAACAUUCAUUCCACCACUAACUCGUGGAUGCGCGAAAAGCAGGGAUGGUGAGUUGGGGCCCUUUGCCAAAUAGCAUCGAGCUACCAGUCCUCUCUUGCUUGUUUACUAUAUUAUUACUUAUGUCGACAAAAAAACGUUUUCUUUUAGGAAAGACAUCUAAAAGAUUGUUGUUGUGUUCAGCGUUACUUGUCGGUGGCACAGCCAUUAAUAUAAAUAGCAACGGGGACUGCAUGGUGCGUAGGGUAGCUGGUGGUGGGUUUCCCUUAAUUAGGCGUGACUUGCUGCGCACCAUGAUAAUCUGCAUUCACUGAGAUGGCUAACUAAAUUAGCUAGCUAGGUAACUGUCUUCUCAUGCACUGUGUGUGUUCCUAUUCCUAUAUCGUCACACACACAAUUAGGCAAAUUAUUCCUACACCUGCCUACCAAUACACAAAUGGGGUGGGGGGUGGGGGGGGGGAGUGGUCCAUGUGAUCAAAACUAAAACAGUAGAGUUAAGUUUGGGGUGAGCCAUCUCUCUGCAUUGUCACUCAUGCCCAACUGCCAGUGUUCAUUACUGUGACAGGCAGACAGAUUAAAGAGUAGGGUGAUAUGGGGCUGAGCCCGUGGUGGCUUCCCUAAUCUCUCAACUACGCAGCUCUGGAAUGUUAUUGUAUCUCAUGAUGGCAGGGCAGGCUGUGAUUCUUAGCACAUAGGCUAGCCGUGGCCUAUUGAGGCACCUGCUUUCCCCCCAAAUGAUUUAGGCUACAUCAUAGAUCAGGCUGGAUGACUCACUGGCCUUCCCACAUCAGAGGCAAUCUGCAGUUUACUUGAAACAACAACAAAGCGGCCACCCCAUCACUUGUUUUGGUAAAGAAAUGUAAAAAGUCUCACAUUCAUAGACAGAGCUAUGGAUGCAAGAUCUGAGCAUCCAUGAAAUCAAAAGUAUAGUUUCAAUUUAUAUAUAUAAAAAAAGUGGCUUGUAGUUACUGCAGUUAUUAUUAGUACAUAACUAAUGCAUUCUAGAGGCUAUAGAGGAGAACACACAGAUAGCCUAUUUUAUGUCCCAAAUGGCACCCUAUUCCCUAUAUAGGCCUAGUGCACGCAGCCUUAGAAAGGAUUCAUAGAAGUGCUCGGCCUGCUGACCUUAGUGGCCAUGGCUGAUGUAAUUGAUUCUUAUCAGAAAGUGUUCUCUCUGAUUGGAGAGGGCAGCAAGUCCGUGCUCUAUGGGGAAUUCCAUUUGGAGCAGUGGAGGACAGCGGGGAUCACUGUUAGUAAUGGGGCUGUUAGGAUUGAUCACUGCGCAUUCUCUUGUUAACCAAGGCGACAAAUGAACUGGAACACAUCCAUCACAAAUGACUGGUUUGAGGUCAGUGCUUACUAUUGAAGAGGGACUAUAGGGAUUGUAGAACUGUGUUAAAGGAAAGAAGCGUUGUAUGGAGAUAUGAAGAGGCACCUUUUCUCUGAUAUUCUGUUGGGUUGUCUUGGCCAGAUCACGCCUAUUCUUAACAACUGUUGUAAAACAUUAAAUAAAAGUGUUUGUUUGUUUUCCUCCAGAUUUGACCACAUCACUUUGACUCUGUCGCCGCACAAAUAAAGGCAGUUGGACGGAGUGGAUCAUCUUUUUAUUGGAGUUGAAACCUACGUUGUAAGUAAAGAAUUGCUUGAUAGAACUCUUUCCUAUCCACGUUCUGGGGUUUGUUUGUUUUAUCUAAACUACCUCAUCAUCUGACUCUCAUAUUUACAUACCACACGUUCCUCUUUUUGGACUGUAAACCAGCCUACCUCUUUCUCCACCAUCUCUCUUUUUGUUUUGGCCAGUCUGUUUAGCAUGAUUGUUUUUGUUAAUUUCCUGCUUUUGUCAUUGCUUCUAGCAGGCAGCUGAAAUAUAUUUAGCUGUUGCUAGGCUACAUGCCUUAAAUACCUAUUUUUGACAGAGAAAUAGCUAGACCACUUUGUGCCCUCUGUUUGUUCCAUGGUCCACACUGUUUACUUUUGCAGAUUAAGUUUGGUGAACAAGACGUACGUUUAAAGUGACAUAAAUGUAGUUGUGUUGUCUAUUGUACAGUUCAUCAGGGUACUAGUGAGCAUGGCUGAUGUAGGCUAGUUGAUUUAAUGUGGACUGUGUAGCAGGAUCAUCCGCACUAGCUGUAUUUGUUCAAAGUGGAUUAUUUACAGUCUAACGUCAUUGCUUUGUUUAUGUCUGUGUGUUUGUCUCUCUCAGAGGCACCAUGGCCACCCAAGACUCAGUCUACUCUGACUACACCAUCGUCGCCCCGGAGAUGCCGGCCAUGUUCGACGGCAUGAAGCUGGCGGCGGUCGCCACGGUGCUGUACGUCAUCGUCCGCUGCCUGAACCUCAAGAGUCCCACUGCUGCUCCUGACAUCACCUACCAGGACACGCCCCUCAACCGCUUCCUGCUCAAGUCCUGCCCCAUCCUGACCAAAGAGUGAGUGACCUGUUUGCCUGUCGUUCAGUCUUUGACCGUGUUCGGUGAUCAUACAAACACUAGUCUAGCGCAAGACCUUACCCCCAAUAUAUCUUAAUGCUGAGUGCCAAGCAGAGACCCAUCAGGUCCCAUUUUUACAGUCUUUGGUAUGACUCGACUGGGGGAACCCAACCUUCCAGUCUCAGGGCGGACACUCUAACCACAAGGCCACUGAGUUGGCCAUAAGUAUGUAAUAGCUUAUUGGGGUCCGAUGAUUUGUUAUGGGAGUUUUCAGUAGCCCGUAAUUGGAACAUUGCACCCAUGCUCGCCUUGCAAUGACAGCACCAACGCUUCUGUUGUCACUGUACACAAUAGCCUACAUCUAGUCCCACAUUCCAAAGAACUCCUGUCUGUUGUGGAAAAAAGCUGUUAGUGAUACUCCUGUACGACUAGAGGUUUCUCUGAGUGUGUGGCAUGGUUCAGAGCCAGUACUCUACUGGCCUAAUAGUCCUGUCUUAAGGGAGUCUUAAGCCCAGUGGGAGACUCUGGAGGCUUCCCUCAGCUGCUGUCUGAUUAUGUAAGCCUCUGUUACUCAAUCUCAAAUCUCUCGCCACGAGUGCUCCCCAUAAGGCCUGGUCAAGUGUAGUGCAAUAUGUAGGGAAUUGGGUGCUAUUUGGGAUGCAGAUACUUUCAAAUCUAACUUUUAUCCAAACAGACUGUAGAUGUAGUUUGAGGUUUGUGUGUGUUUAUGUGUGCUCUUUGCUUUUGUUGACAGUCUAUCUGUGUGUUUUAAGACUGGUGUGUUUUUAGCCUUGACUAAAGGACUUGGAAUGUUCCAGACUGCCUCAGGGAGGGACGCCCAGUUAAAUAUUUGCCUUCAGUUAAUCUGAUCUAAGUCAUAGGCUUAAUAAGUAGGUGAUAAGACUAUUUAUUUAGCACCAACUCUUGCACAUUUUAUAAUUUAUAAGGUUCAUUAUAAUAAUCAGUAGGUGAAUUGCAUCUUAAUUAAAUUAAUCUUAAUCUUCAUUUUGCACUAUAUCCUUACACCGGGCUGUACUCACUCAAAAGCUAGCCAAGAAAGAAAGUGUGUAAAAGGAUGUUGGGCUAGUAGGGCUGUCGUUCAUUCAUUUAUUGCUCCUUGGCACUGUUUAUGCUGACUAAUGGUCCAAGACGGUUUGUGUAACUCGUAGUGACACCCAGUCGAGUUGCAUAACACUGUUUCCAGCACGGUCACCCCUGUGACCACGGACAGAUCAAUCAUGGAGAUGGAGGGAGAGGGGUACACAGUGGAGGAAAUACGAGACGGGUACAACGCCAUUGUGUUCAAGGCGUUCAAUGCAUUCCAUCUGUCAUUGUAUUCUAGAAAAUAAGGGCACAGCUGAAACAUUUACUCAAUUUAGCCUAAGUAGUUUGGGAAUUAGCCUCAAAGGGCAGAACCUGCAUUGGAGUGAUGUGCAACAGAGCUAUUCUUCUCUGAUACUGAGUGAAGCCAGGUUUCCAUGAUCAGAGGGCUACUUGGCCUUUUAUCUCAAUCCCUCUCUGAUGGCUUUGUGUUCAGGAAACCAGCCAUUUUAAAGGGGCAAUGUGGGAUUAGUACAUCCGUUUUUGAAUGUUUAAAUUAAUUAUAUGUAGCCAUUGAUUUUUGAAUAAUAUAAUUUAUGAAUGCCUCGAAGAGCUUAGUAUAACUUGCUUACUCCAUUAUUUUACCCCCCAAAAGUGGUGGUGUUACCCCUUUUGGCAGUAGAUCAGCGGGCUGUGUAUUGCGUCAUAUCAAAAGGCUAGUUAUUAAAUCAGACCUCCAAUAGAACAGGCCUGUGUGACUGUGACUUUGAUCUGUACAUCAGACAACUAAGGGCGUAGGCUAUCAGCCCACGCUGGCUUCUAUUUCCUUUGCUUUGGUCUGCUGCUGACUGUCAAGGGCGACAGCGGUCACACACACGAGAUUCAGAUUCUCCUCUUUUUUUAUGUCUUGACUGGAGCACCCAGACCUACACCACUCUAAAGUGUAGGCAAUUUGACAGAUUGAUUUCCUUCACACAGUAGAUAUUCAAAAGUGUUGAUACAUUAAAAAGUGUAGCUUUCGUCAGUCAUGUCAGAUCAGUAAUUUUAAAAGUAUUGGGCCAUAGCCUUUGCUUGUGGUCUUAGCUGGUCUGUUGCCCAGCCCUCCUCCUCCCCCUCUCAGCCAAUAGAUGAAGUGGACUCAGCCUGCCUGCCUGGGUUCAUCCCUUAGUCCUCCUGUGACAACAAUGACAUCAUCACUUCCAGUCAAGGAUUAUUCGCAGAGCGAGAAUGUUCUGGGGAAUCAAACCUGACCAAGAUUUUAGUGUAUUCGUCUAUAUCGGGGGUAUUCACAUUAGAGCCUGGAGGUCCGGAGUACUCCUGGUUUUCUGUUCUACUUCAUGCUACCUCCCUAACUCUACCUAUGUCAGAGCUGAUAAUGCUGUUUACACACAGGGGUUGGAGGUCUUAUCUGUAAUGUUAGUAAUGGUGUGGGGAGGCAUUGUGUGUUUUGAGAUAUGCCUUAUGUAAGGGAAGUGAUGUCCAGGUGCUCAGACUGCUCUAAUGACAGUGGAUGAAGAUGAGAUGGAUGGAUGGAUGGAGGGGGUUGUGUAACUGUUGAUGUAGCAACGGACUUUGCUCGCUGCCAAUAUUUACUGUAUCAGUGUGUACCAUUCCCCACCUGUGUGUGUGUGUGUGGACCGUACGUCCUUUGGCUGAGAGAGGAUCACCCUGACCUUGUUUAUCUCUGCAAACAGCCUCACAGCUGGCUAGCUAUUCGCUCCAGUCAGGUAGCUGGCUAGCUAUUUGUUCCAGUCAGGGAGCUGGCUAGCUAUUUGUUCCUGUCAGGUAGCUGGCUAGCUAUUUGUUCCUGUCAGGUAGCUGGCUAGCUAUUUGUUCCUGUCAGGUAGCUGGCUAGCUAUUUGUUCCUGUCAGGUAGCUGGCUAGCUAUUUGUUCCAGUCAGGGAGCUGGCUAGCUAUUUGUUCCAGUCAGGGAGCUGGCUAGCUAUUUGUUCCAGUCAGGGAGCUGGCUAGCUAUUUGUUCCUGUCAGGGAGCUGGCUAGCUAUUUGUUCCUGUCAGGGAGCUGGCUAGUUAUUUGUUCCAGUCAGGUAGCUGGCUAGCUAUUUGUUCCAGUCAGGUAGCUGGCUAGCUAUUUGUUCCAGUCAGGGAGCUGGCUAGCUAUUCGCUCCAGCUGUACCUUAAACUAUGGGAUAUCAUAAGGUGUCAGUGUUUUGCAUACGUUACUAAAUAUUGUUCUGAAAUUAUAGUACUAGUUAUCUCAAUUUCAGGCCAUAGUGUGUAGGCUAAAACUACAUUUGAGAGCAUCGCAGGCCAAAACUACAUUUGAGGACAUUGCAAUUGUCAACAUCGAUCUGCUUCUUUUGUCAUCGUAGCCACUGAUCUAUAAACAGACACAAAUUGGAAACCACUACUUGUUUUUGGCCUUUUUUCAAGGGUUUCCUGCUAAAUGAUCAGUGUACUUCUGUGCUAAAGUCAGUGUGCGGAUGUGAGAUGGUAGAUUGUAUGACUGUGAUAUGACUAUAACCCAGCUCAUGUCUCAAUGCAGUGCUAGCAGCAGAUAGAUACACUUUGAUCUCCUGCAGGGUUGGACCAUUACAUAAGAUCCACACCAUAACAUCUACUCCCAUACAGAGGCAGUAGGAUAUAGGAUACGUCUCCUGAGUGGCGCAGUCGUCUAAGGCACUGCAUCGCAGUGCUAACUGUGCCACUAGAGAUCCUGGUUCGAAUCCAGGCUCUGUCGCAGCCGGCCGCGACCGGGAGACUCAUGGGCAGCGCACAAUUGGCCCAGCGUCGUCCAGGGUAGGGGAGGGAAUGGCCGGCAGGGAUGUAGCUCAGUUGAUAGAGCAUGGCGUUUGCAACGCCAGGGUUGUGGGUUCGAUUCCCACGGGGGGCCAGUAUAAAAAUAAAUAAAUAAAAUGUAUUCACUAACUGUAAGUCGCUCUGGAUAAGAGUGUCUGCUAAAUGACUAAAAUGUAAAUGUAAAUAUAGUACCAUGGCAGAUGCAUUACCAAGGAUGGUCGGUUUCGUGCGUGUUCUACUUAGGAAUGUGUAAAGGUUAUUCCAACACACUGUGAGUGAAAGUCAACACUGCAAAUAAACCACCCACCUUUUUGCCCUUCUUGUUGUUGUCUGUGCCUAACAACGUUUGUACCAUGUUGUGCUGCUGUCAUGUGUUGCUACUGUGUUGUUGUCAUGUUGUGCUGCUGCCAUGUUGUGGUGUUGUCUCUCUUUAUGUAGUGUUGUGGUGUCUCUCUUGUCGUGAUGUGUGUUUUAUUUAAAUCCCCUGUCCCCACAGGAGGCAUUUUGCCUCUUAGUAGGCAGGCAUUGUAAAUAAUAAUUAGUCCUUAAUUGACUUGCCUAGUUAAAUAAAGGUUUAAUACAAAUAAAAUAAAACUAGUAUACUGCAUUAGCUGACUGACCGACUAAGGCAACACUGUCAGCAAGAACAAGCCAUUAAAUAAAGUUAUUCUAUUACUUCAAGGGCCAAAUCCUAAUGCUGUUGUGUGCUUGUUUCUUGCAGGAAUCUCUUAUUGACACUUUUGCACAUUCCACACACAGAUAUUUUUCUGUGCUCAGAUCUCCAGUUAGCAUGGCAUUUGUGGAGUGUACUGUAUGUGUGUAAUGUAGGCUACUAGCCUAUGUGAUAGAGCAUCUAUUACCUAGGCCCUAUACGAAGAAUUACAAUGUAUCCUAUGUAUUUUAUUACCUGCAAAUAAACCUUCAUCUCUUGAAUAAAGUAAAUUAAGUAAGCCUUGGACAAAGUAAACCUUGUCCGAGCCAGAACGGCCCAUAGUGAAUCCCUGGAAUAAAAAAUAAAAUAAAAAAUCCAUAUGGAAGAAUGUUGCAUUGAAUUUGUAAUGCAUUGUUUUUAUACACACUCAUUAAUCUGUGUUUUGCAGGUACAUUCCGCCCCUGCUGUGGGGUAAAAGUGGCCACCUACAGACAGCACUGUAUGGCAAGAUGGGGCGGGUGAGCUCCCCUCACCCCAUAGGCCUCAGGAAGUACUUACCCAUGCAGGACGGGGCCACUGCCACCUUUGACCUCUUCGAGCCCAUGGGGGACCACCGGACAGGAGGUGGGCUAGUUCAAUCAUUUAUUUACCUUUUUAUAGUAAUAAAGAGAAUGGAGAAUCUAUUGGCACAGGACUCUUUUUGCAAUAUAAACGGUCCGCCCCCAAAAAUUCCCCCUCUAUUGAGAUUUGCUUGCCUUACCUUUAUUUGACCAGGUUAACUAGUUGAGAACGCAUUCUCAUUUACAGCAAUGACCAAGGAUAGAAGUGCAAUGGGAAGGAGAGCUGUUGAAUGAGCUCAUUAGAAGCAUGAGAGCAAAUUCAUCAUAAUAGAACGUUGUGCUAUGGACUUGUCCUGUAUGGCCUCAGUUUAACAAAGUGGUUUUGACCCCUUUUGUUGGUCCUUUGACUUGUUUACCCAAUGGUUCCAUUUCCAGUUCUGUAGGUGAUUAUUAUGUCAGUGUUGUUGAGGACACCGUGACUCUAGGUAAACUCUACUACCGCUACUUCCGGCUAAGGUGAUGAGAUCAGGGUCUACGACCCAACUAGCACCCUAUUCCCUAUUUAGUGCACUACUGUUGACCAGACUAUGGGCCCUGGUCAAAAGUAGUGUACUGAAUAGGGUGCCAUUUGGGACGUAGCCCAUUUGUUUUGACCUCAAAGAGUUGAGACGUAGUUGUUUCUAGUUGUCACUAGUUUGCGUUGCCUUGAGGAAGGAAGCAUGUUACUUUACACCACACACACACACACACACACACAUCCACUGUUCAUUUGCUGUUCUAUUUGUGCUGUUGCCAGUCUCUUCUCUCUGUGUUGUCCGUUUUAUCUUACAUAGUUAUUUUUUAUUUAAUUUUUAUCCCCGUCCCAACAGGAGGAGGCCUCUUGCCGGGCCGUCAUUGUAAAUAACAGUUUGUUCUUAAUUGACUAGCCUGGUUAAAUAGAGGUCAUAAAAAAAGAGCCUCUGGUAACUAGGCUACUUCAUGUUUUUAUUAUUUGAGUGAUUGGGACAUCUCAACCUAUACAGAGGUUUUAUUGUGGCACCAUACUGUCCUGUCUCUGUUUGCUGCCUGUCAUAUUUGCGUACCACACCGUGCAAUGAUCGGCCCGUGAGGAAAUGUAAUCAGGCCUUCACAUAUUUUAAUUUGCAAACGGCUCACUGAUCCGUCUGUCCGUAUGUUUGCUGUUCCAACAGAUGACGUCACCAUGGUAAUAUGCCCGGGGAUCGGUAACCAUAGCGAGAAACACUACAUUCGCACCUUUGUGGGUCACUCUCAGAAGGAGGGUUACAGGUGUGCCGUGCUCAAUCACCUGGGCGCUCUGCCCAACAUCGAGCUCACCUCGCCUCGCAUGUUCACCUACGGUGAGGACUACACAGACGUGUACACACACACACACACUCCUAAUAAAAAAACAGACAUGCGUGUGCACACACACACAAAAACAACAACAAUACGUUUUAUAAGUGAAAAGACAGGAUAGGUUUUCACCACACCACCCUCAUUUCAGAUCAGUGGUCAUGAAUUAAGCUACCAAGGAAAUGAACCAGCUCAAAGCCCCAGUAUGUAAUGUCUUUGCUCUGGUCCUUGCCUGUGUUCUUGUUCUGGUAGGUUGCACGUGGGAGUUUGCGUCCAUGGUUGGCUACAUCAAGAAGACUUUCCCUCACACCCACCUCAUAGUGGUGGGCUUUAGCCUGGGAGGCAACAUCGUGUGCAAGUUCCUGGGAGAGAACCGGACCAAUCAGGAGAGAGUGCUGUGCUGCGUCAGCGUCUGCCAGGGAUACAGCGCACUCAGGUGGGCUAUGGUCUUCUUAAGACUUAUUUAUACCUUAUGCAAGUACGCAAAACAACAUGUAAGAGCUACGCAAAACGGCGAUCCGGUGUACUUGCGUGGAGUUACAAGUUGCAGUGCUGCACACGUUUGUGUAUUAUGGCUACGCAAGUCCGCAGAACGGCCAUUUUGCGUAGCUAAUGGCGUUUGUUGCAUUACGUACUAUAUACCCUUUUUACACACAGCUGUAUACUUGGAAAGUGAAGGCGUCGUAAACAUUAGUGGAGACACUAUCUUUUUUUUAGAGGCAGUGUUAUGCUUGCUAGCAAUGAGCUGUAACUUAGCUAACUUAAUGCAAAUAAGUGAAUUGCUUCUCCCCAAUUUAGCAAAGUUAGCUAGCUAGCUGAAGUUAUUUACUGUGGUCCCGUGUAGCUCAAUUGGUAGAGCAUGGCGCUUGCAACGCCAGGGUUGUGGGUUCGAUUCCCACGGGGGGCCAGGAUUAAAUAAAAUAAAAUGUAUGCACUCACUAACUGUAAGUCGCUCUGGAUAAGAGCAUCUGCUAAAUGACAAAAAUGUAAAUGUACAGUUGGUUAGCAACCAUUGCUACUCUUUUGCAAGCUAUGGUAACACAGCUGUCAAAAAUGAAUGAGCUGUUUAGUUGUGUUUUACCAAUGGUGAAGGCGCAUGAAGAUGAAGGAAUUGAGAUAUUUACAUUUACAUUUUUAGUCAUUUAGCAGACGCUCUUAUCCAGAGCGACUUCUUGGAGCAAUUAGGGUUAAGUGCCUUGCUCAAGGGCACAUCGACAGAUUUUUCACCUAGUCGGCUCGGGGAUUAGAACCAGCGACCUUUCGGUUACUGGCACAACGCUCUUAACCACUAAGCUACCUGCCGCCCCAAGAUAUGUCUUCGUUUGAGCGCUAUCCACUGAGUUUGUAAACUACGGCUUGCGAUAUGGUUCAAUGUGCCAGUAAAUAAGCACAAUUUACUUUUUUGUUUAUUCAAAUUGCCGCAGUCUUGGAGCUAGAAUUUGAAUCAUGCAUACUGUGCUAAUGCCAAUACAAAAAAUGAGUAAUGGAGCGCAAUGUACAAUAUGGUGAACUUGGCAAAUGAGGCGUUUGUGGUAAGUACAUGGGGGGCUGUCAUCUUUAUGCACCUCUGUGACUUUCCAAGUGUAUUGCUUUGAAUACAAGUGCUCUGUCUAUCCUUCUCCUGAGCCUUGGUACUCUGUAAAAGGAGGUUCACUCAGAUGGAAUUCACUUUGCCCAGCAGCUGUCUGUCUGACAAGAUGGCAACAAGGCUGAGAGUAGCUGGGAUCCUGUUUUUUUUUCUCCAGCAAACAUUGAUCAUUUCCUGUAGUUUGUUCUCAUCUGUGAUCUCAGUGGACUGGUGACUAACACAACAAAGACAGAGGACUGAUGCCCUGCCUUUUAUCCUUGCCUGGGUGCCGGUCUGUCUCCGCUGUAGACAACUGCUUGUUGCCUUGCCAAGUCUUUGAGCUAGACAAAGAUGUAGGCUAGGCUACAAUACUGUAUCUGUUGUUGAAUACUGAAACAGACGCAUACUGUUGGCUGCUCUGUUAACCUGGGUUGUUAGUGUUAUUGUUCAUGCAUCAUGCAGUUCUUCCAUGGAGGUUGUUUCAGUGUCGUUUUCCGUUCUCUGCCUUAAUCCCUGUAAUCUAUUUGAUUACACUUGGGUAUACAGUGGACUGCCUGUUAUCAUAACGACCAUAGACUUUGUAAACACUUGAGCUUCUGUACUGAUGGGGAAAACUGUUUUGUCACGGCAUGGUGUUUCUAGUUGCGAUAUUGCACAAGCUCCGGAACGGAGUAGAUGGAACUCUGAAGCGUGUGGUGUAUGUGAACCACACCUUUUAGAGUUUGAAAGGCGGCCAAUGUCUCUUGGCAGGAACAGUCUGCUCUGUCCAGAGAGUAAACGGUGUGUAUGUGUCAGGACAGGCAGACUGGCCUUUUGUGAAAUGGGAUUAGUCUUCAUACCUCAGUUUAUUUUCCAUUCCUGUCUAUGGCGUAGCUAAAGCCAUGUCUUUUGUCAUUGCCCAUGCCCAUGUGUUGAAUAGGAUUGUUGUGCCUGCUGCGUAGUUCUCACAAUAUAUGCUACCUCAGUAGUAUUUCUCAUCAGGGUUGGGUCAGUAGGUUACUUUCUAAAUGUAAUCUGUUACUAGUUACCUGUACAAAAUUGUAAUCAUUAACGUAACUUUUGGAUUAUCCAAACUCAGUAACGUAAUCUGACUUCCCCGUUAAGAGGCGUUAGAAGAAGACAAAAAGGAUCCAUCAAACGCAUUUGGUGUCAUCAUAGUGGUCUCUGAACUUGUGUUAAGACAAAAUACAUCUGAUUAGGCCUACAUGUAACUGAUAACAUAAUCAGUUACUCCUCAACCCUGUUUCGCAUGUGCACUAGCAGAUAUGAAGUUGGACUAGCUAAUUGCUAGAUGGGUUCUGCUAGCUUGUUAUUAGCUAGUUGCUAGUACUGCUAGCUUGUUGAUAGCUAGUUGCUAGCUAGGUAGUGUUGGCGAGUCCAUAGUGCAGUGAGAGAUCCUUCUGCGGAUUUGGUGGGUGGGGCGAUGGUUAGCAUGCUAGCUUCAAGAGUACAAGUGUUGUUGGGAGCAGGAGUUAUUUUGUCCCAUGUUGGCCUACAGUGAUGAAACCUGUGUUGCAUGCUUUAGCCAACCUUUCUGAAUAUGUUGGUUGUCAGGCCAAACGGGUAUAACCAUGACAACAAUAUAAUUGUUUCUCUCUCUACACACAACUGACUUCCUGUUUUGUGUGUGUGUGUGUGUGUACAGGGCCCAGGAGACAUUCCUACAGUGGGACCAGUGCAGACGCUUCUACAACUUCCUCAUGGCCGACAACAUGAAGAAGAUCAUCCUCUCACACAGGUACUCAGCCCUGUUCCAAUACUUAGCACAUUCACACUGGUAGGCCCAGUCCCAAAGAAGCUCCUACCCUAGGCCCAUGACACUUCUCAUACAUCUGAAAUGGGCAAAUGACUGUAAAAGCGAUAUGAUGGAAACUCCAUGUGGUGAUUGGGAGCUAUCACCUGAUAACACCCAUUCAAGCCCUGCUGUGUCCACCCAUAGGAAAAUAAAGCUUCUGCUAAAUGGCUUAUAUUAUUAUAAAUUAUUUAAGAUCUAGGACAAAUGGCUUGGACUGAACUCAGUCACAACCCAGCAGAUCAGUAAAAUUCCCCAUAGAGAGAGGAGAAACACCAAACCAGUACAGAGUACCCUGAGGCAAACUAUUUAACUAAUGAAAUGGAGGCAAUUAGCGAUAGCACGGAAAUUCCUGGUAUAGGUAUGGAUUUUACUGAGAAUAACUAUAGUGUUGUCACAUGCAUUUCAACGCCAUGUCUCAACGUUUGUGUGUGUGUUUACAGGGGCAGUCUGUUUGGAAGUGCGACGAAGAUGGAGGACUCAGACCUGAGUCGGCUCUACACGGCCACCUCCCUCAUGCAGAUCGAUGAAACCAUCAUGAGGUAUAGGAGACGCUGAAAAAUAACCUAGACUCACAAUCAAAUCACUGUGUUUUGCUUUCCUAAUACAUUUUAGUAAAAUACAUGAAAUAGAAUCUAAUAAGGAACACAUGCUAAAAUGAGACACACAACUCAAUUAUUCCUGUGAGCAACCGGUCUCACAUUGACCCCAUGUGAAAUCAGUCCUAAAUGUUUUAGUGUUUAGUCCUCAACACUAAAACAUUUAGGACUGAUUUCACAGGGGGUCAAUGUGAGAUUUAUGGCUGUAUGUUCAAAAUAGACUGCACCUGCUGAAGUGCAACUUUUCGAGUUUUGUCAAUGCAUAGGAAUAAUAUGCUAGGCGCCAUUGAGCAAGGCUAGGGCUGGGCGAUAUGGCCUAAAACAAAUUCGAACUUAUGGGCGAUUCUCGAUUUAUAUCUCUCAAAAGGCUUUGUUGCACAAUUAAAGGUCAAAACACUGCAUUUCAAACAGUCGGUAAUAAUCUAAUGAAUUCAGGGCUUGUAAAAUUAUACAUAGGCUAAAUAUAAGCCUUCAACCAUAAGACCCAUUAAUAAUUACAUUAUUUAUCAAAAUAAUUUAACCUGCUUUUUGCAAUAAUCACUGAUCUGGCUUUCAAAUUUGUCUUUGAAAAUGCCCUUUUUGUUACAAAUUUAACCAGAACUAUGCACAUCCACUAAUAAUGACUAACUUCUUGUAGCAGGCAUUAUAGAAAAUGAACACCGAUCACAUAAACAAUCUCUCAAGCACAAGCCCAUCUUCUAGUGGGUAGCCAGCUAAUCUUUAUAUUUGAAGACUAGCCAACUUGGAUUUAUUUGCUUGAUAACAAGGCAGAACAGUUGAACUGUUAUGAAUACACCCUCCUGUCAGUCUUCAACUGUUUGAACAACAUAGCCCGUUCACUUUGUUUAGAUAUUGAAAUCAAGUGGCCUACCUAGAUAAGAAGAUGCUUAUUUCUCAGAAUAUGAACGAGUUGCCAAUUCCUGACAUAAAUGCGUAUUUUUAUACUUUUAUAAAACACAGAUUAGACAGCUAGCACAUAACAGUCUGUGGCUAAAAUGCUGUUAGCGGUACGUGUUACCGCAAUGCCGCACACGACAGAAACUGAGCAAACAUUUGCCACAGUCAUUGAUACUCCCGUCUUAGUAGGGUCUGCUCUGUUCUACAUUUUGGGAGUUGAGACAUAAAAAAGGUAUCAUUAGAAAGGUUAAAUUCUCCUCUUUUACAGUAAAAUAAUGUCUCAAUGUGUUUUGGUGUCCAUAUGACCAAUUCUGUUGGACCAAACCUCAUGCAGGUAGCUAGUUGAAACUGCUUGUCAGAGAGGAAGAAGUGAUCUUUUGUUGUGGUGAGUGGCUUGGUGUCUGUGUGCCAAUGGGAAGGUGCACAGUGCCCACAGCACAGAAGGAGAAGACACUAAAAAGACAGUCAUAAAAACAAAACAAAAAAUCUAACCUUGAUUCUUGCGGUACAGGCAUUUAGAACCGGUACAGGCAUUUAGAACCAGUACAGGCAUUUAGAACAUUACGCUAAAACAUGAGUUCAAUAUAUCGCCCAGCCCUAAGAAAGGCCUCUGAGUAUCUUGUUGAGCAGGGUUUAUAGGGCUGUUUUCACCCAGGUAGUACAGUAUGUCCCUUAAUAAUCCCUCUCCAGUUUCCACAGCAUGCUGCUAUGUUUUGUGACCUGUCACCCCUCUGUCUCUGCAGGAAAUUCCACGGGCACAACUCCCUCAAAGAAUACUACGAGAAGGAGAGCUGUGUACAUUAUAUUCACAAUGUAGGUUGAUACGCUCUCUCUCUCUCUCUCUCUCUCUCUCGCUCGCUCGCUCGCUCUCUCGCUCUCUAUCGCUCUCUCUCAUCUGAAUUAAGAAUAAUUAAAAAAACAUUUUGUAUGCGUGUAAGAAUAUCAGAAAUGUGUUAGGUUCGUUGGAGAGUUCAUGAUUUAAGCUUGUGUCUUAGUGGACUCUUAUAGGGUUUGUGUAUUCCAUACAGUAUAUCUAAUAAAGGUUGUAUUUUGUAGGUUGACGUGCCACUACUGCUGGUGAACUCUGCAGACGAUCCUCUGGUGCACGGGUCUCUGCUCACCAUCCCUCGCACACUGGCAGGUAACAGACACCUGCAUUAGUCACACACACACACACACACACACACACACACACACACACACACACACACAGCCUGUUUCUCUAGUCAGAGCUCGUCCCUACAGAGACACAGGGCCACUCGGCAGUACCUGGUCAAGUUGUCAGUCAGUCUAUUGUCUUCAUCCUAAGACACCAUGCUGAGGGGAACAUUUAGAGACAGUACAUUGAUCUGACUGCUGGUACUGGCUCUAAAAUCACAGUGCAGUUCUGGGCAUUUAAAAAAGUUGUCAGAGUCUGCGUGAUUGGAUCGAACCGCCCUAUCCCGUCCCCCAGGACACCUUUUCCCUAGAGCUAAACAUGCCCAUGUGUAAUUUCCCACCUGAAAAAGUUACAUUCUGUCUGUGCUCUGCUUAUGUUUGUAAUAAUGCAGUGUCAUUAUAGUUCAAACAGACACAGAAGUUUGUACAACAUGUCGAUCAUGUUGUUUAUAGUUACAACAGAAGUUUGUAGGCUGCAACAUGUCGAUCAUGUUGUUUAUAGUUACAACAGACACAGAUGUUUGUACAACAUUUACAUUUUCGUCAUUUAGCAGACGCUCUUAUCCAGAGCGACUUACAGUUAGUGAGUGCAUACAUUUUUCAUACUGGUCCCCCGUGGGAAUCGAACCCACAACCCUGGCGUUGCAAGCGCCAUGCUCUACCAACUGAGCUACACGUCCCAUUUCUAGUUACGGCAGACAUGUUGUACAAAAUGCCUUUAUGCAGAGCAGUGGAGCUACAUUUAAAAUGAUUGUGACUGAAGGUGUGGUUGUUUUCGCUAUUGAGAAGAGGCGUCCAGAGAAUCCGAUCAUACAGCUGCUCCAUAAAAAGUUAGCCAGUACUGCAACACAGUAAGAAAUACACAUUGCUAAAAUGAACUUGGUGUUUGGUGUCAGCAAGCCACUUUGAAAAAGUCACUUUUUAAUGCCCAGAACUGUAUGUGCACAUGUUAUUUGUGUACUAACACAAGGGAAAUCAUUAUAAAUCUACUGUAUUUUCACCAGUUCAAGACAGGGUACAAAGUUGUCCCUUACUUUGUCUCUGAAACAGCAGAGCUGGAAUAGAAAGGAUUGGUCUACUGACUAAGUCCCAGGCCAGGGAGAGGGAGGCAUAUAGAACUAGGUCUGUUGGGAAUGUCUGACUGGUUAACACUGGCUCAAUAACUCAACCACACACACACAGUACUGUAUCACACAGAUGAGAGCCUCUGUCUCCACGUGUGCUCGUGACUUAGACUUUAGACACCGCUAGGCGUUACCUUUUUAGGUAUGCGAACUAAAGUCUGUCCUUUUUUCAACACUAACUGAUUCUAAUGAACGAUAUAACACCCAUCAUGGUAACCUAUCAUUUUAAAAUAGAACACUGAGAAUAGCAGCCAAUCAGCUCAAUCCUCAAGGGUUUACUGAGUUGAUCAAAUGGAGCUGUAAAGGAAAGCAUGCUAUUUAUGGAAACAACUACCUCAGCACUACCAACUAGUCAUCAUUUGUUGGAUUAUCUCAAAUCCAUGGACUGUAGCCAGUUCUCUUCUCCCACGGGAUUACUGGAACAGCCCAUCCCAGAUUCCUCCCUAUCCCUCCCCCUUGGCAUGUCUGAAGGGUCUGGUUAGGGAUAAGCUGUGUAGUGGUAGAGCUUCCACCAUAUUGUUUCCACCUUACAGAUCUGCAAACAUUGAAGGGGUAGGUCCAAAGAGAAGCUCCCUACUGUUAUGAUCACAUUUCCUCAAAGUGGUGCAGAAUGUGUGGUGGUGAUAUGAUCCCUCCUGUGUCCUGUUAUUUAUAGUGUCCCAGAGCUGGGAUGGAGGGUAACACUAGCCCACUGGCGUGUCGUUUCCUGCACUACAGAGAGAUGCAGGGUGGAGAUAUCAGCUGGUGCCCUGCCUAACUCUCUUAAAGGGGAAAUCAGCUGGCAGUUCUGUCCCCUUUGCCCUAGAAGAGUCAGGCUGACUCACUCACACACACUAUGGCCACAGGAAGCCUGGAAACACGCAAAAGCUGUUGUAUAACUAAUGUGGUCUCGUCACCUCACCUGGAAUUCAACUCUAAGCCACAUGGUAGUUGGCACGUCAUUAGGACUGUCUGGCGGACAAAUCCAAUCAACAAUCUUUUAGUUGGAAACCUCAGUCUUGUGCUCCGUAGUGCUUAACCCCAAGUAAAAGUUGAUUCCAUUUCAUUUUAGGAUUCAAAUUGAAUGUGUUAUUCAAAUGAAGAAUAUGACAGUAUUUUUAUUAUGAAUAAACAGUGUGUAGUUUUAGAUGAAUUAGGCUUCUGUAGAAUUGACCUAGAGGGCUGUAAAACGGCAGCCAUCUUCUCCGGCGCCAUUCUAUCACUUUGGGCCUCAUGAUGUUUUCCUCAUACUCAUCUUCCGUGUCACAAAAUGGAAGCUGCAUAUUAGACAUGUCAUUUCUGUUUUAAAGCAAGCUUCAACUUUUCCCUCUGCGUCUAGUUCAUGGUCCUUUGCAAACGCGAUUAAACAAUUGAUAGGACACCUCUUCCCAAAAGAUGCAGCCAGCCAGCCAAACUGAAUGGUUUAUUAUGAUGUGUUCCUACAUCAAACCCUCUUCAGGGUUCAGCCUAAUGGAAAGCUGGGGUGUCCUUUUUAAUUUUCUAUAAAUAUGAGUAAUUUCCUAGAAUCACCUAGGCUAUUAUAACCGCUGGUAGAUGUUAGCAAAUAGUGUAUGGUUGGUACAAGCCCUUUGGGAUCACACUCACCAGGCGGACACUGCAGUUUCCCCCACUAACCCAGUUAGAGCUGGAGAAAUUAGGGAUCCAUGUCUGGAUGCCACACUAGUGUUCUGUUCAGGGUUGGGGUCGAUUCGAAUUGAAGGCAGUCAAUUCAGGAAGUGAUUAGAUUUUUUUUUUAAAUGUUUAAAUAAAUUGCUUCUACUUUUCAGUUUAUUUAGAAGUAAUUGAAAAUGGGGGCCAUUUUUUAAAUGAUUGAAUUGGAAUAUCAAUUUACUUCCUGAAUUAACUUGGUUCUGUUAUCACUGGUAGGCAGCAGCUGGGGAAUACCUGCAAUACUGUUGUUACUUGCUACAUGCUUAGUCAUUUCAUAAAAGUUUAUGUUGUGCUAUUUUAAUACCUCUUAUUUACAAGGUUCUAACAGUUCUUUUUAUUUCAAGUUAAUAUAUGAACACUAACCUCACUAAAUAGGUUAUAAAUAGGCUGUACUGUACAGCCUAUAGUCAAAGUGAAUUGGCCCAUUUUGGUUGACCUCACAGUGGAUUGGGUAGAAUUAUUUUUAUUUCAACAAAAACCAAAACCAAACGGUAUGAAGUAACAAAGCUACAGUGCCAUAUGGGCUAAUUGUUCUAGUUGGUCCAUCCUGAUAGAUAUUACAUGUUUAUUGCCUUUAUCAAGGCGCUAUUUAUCUUUCAUCAUGGUUAUUGCGCUAACCUGGUGAUAGUGAUCGGUGUUAAUACACUGGACCCUGCUCUCCUUCCGCUCCCUGUCCGCCUAGACAACUGACUCAAUAUCUCUAUGUCCCAUUACGCGGAUGACGCCAUUUUUACGACCUUGCUGUAACAUUAUUUGCUGUGUUCGUCAUUUUACAGAAUGUAUCAUAUCAUACAUGACAUAACUGUCACUAAACAAUGACUCCCAUGUGGUGCCGGGACUGGUCUGGUGGUAGUGCUGCCGACCCAGAACACAUAUGCCCCUGGAGGCAGCGGUUCGAUCCCCUGUUCCGCAACUUGCUUUCUAUACUGUAUCCCUCUUAUAUAUCUCCCUCUCAUACAUUUCUAUCCAUCUAUCUGUCAAUAAACUUAAAAAUAUGUUUUAAAAGAUGCCUCGAUAUCCUCUCAUUCUACCCCCUCCCUUUCUGUUCUCCCUACCCAGAGAAGAAGCAGAAUGUCAUCUUCGCCCUGACGCUGCACGGGGGCCACCUGGGCUUCUUUGAGGGGGCCGUGCUUGUCCCCCAGCCCCUCACUUGGAUGGACAAGGUGAUCGUGGGCUAUGCCAACGCCAUGUGCCAGUGGGAGAAACAGAAACCGCCGUGCCAAAAAAGCGGAAACCUGAGUACACCCUGCCCUGAGGAGAAGGCAGCGUAAACUUUAACCUCCUGAACUCCUCUCUUGCUCACCUCAGACCCCCCUCCCCACUCACUGAGGAGAAACUUUAACCAAACUUGAACUACUACUCUCUCUCUCCUCUCACCCCUCUUCUCGGGCUACUGUCUCAACCCUCCUCCUCUGCCUCCCUGGUACCCCUGUUCCCUCAGCCUCUGCUCCUCCUGCUGCCCCCCUCUAACCAAAACAACCUUACAUGUGAAGGAACUAAAAUGACUAAAUGCCUUUGUGCUUUGUCUCUGAGGGGAACUAGUGGAGUGGAGAGGAACAACAGCUUUUGUCCUUACGUAUACAUUACCAAGAGAGAUCCCUGAGAUCCAACCAUGGAGACUUUGACCAAAUACUCACUAAAAAGGGAUGAAGCAACCUGACAUCCUAUGAGUAGAGAGGGAGAGAAAGCGACAUGGUAGAGGUGUAGUCGUAGAGAUAACAAGAGCACAGAAGAAACCUCCUAGUACUAUCUCUGAGGACUAAUGAAGCUGCAGUUACUGUACGUCACAGUGCGCUCACUGCUGACGACCGCCAAGGCUUUAGCCUAGUUUGCCGUCUUAAACCAACACCGCCUCUUUAUACAAUGUAUGUUACUCGCAAAUACUGUAUAAAAAGCCAGUUUAGUUUAGCAGGCCGUGUGUGUGCUGAGAAAGAGAGCUACGGGAUAGCUCUGUGAGCAUGUGACCUUUUCUAUUUGGUUGAUCUGAUUCUCUGUUCACGGUCUGUUUUAGUCCUAAGUAUGAUUUCUUGGUGAAUAUCAGCCCUUUUUGGAAGGUAUACAAAUAUUAAAUACUAUAUUAUACAGUAAUGGAACUUUUAAUCGAAUCCCCCAUAAAAUAAGUAUCUAUUUGGUACUUGAUUCCAUGUAGAAUCAAGGGGUAUGUCUCACAUGGCACCCUAACCCUUAUGGUGAAAUAUAGUGGCCCAGGUCAAAGGUAGUGCACUACAAAGGGAAUAGGGUGCCUUUUGGGAUGCA
Molecule: messenger RNA, 20212 nt
Organism: Coregonus sp. 'balchen'
Lineage: Eukaryota; Metazoa; Chordata; Actinopteri; Salmoniformes; Salmonidae
Source: the annotation of a GenBank genome assembly